AUGGAUGUAUCUCCUAAUUAUAAAAAUAUAUGGCCUCUCAUCAUUAAAGUAUUUCCAGUUUUAGAUGAUUUGAACACAUUGUGCCCUUCUGGGGAAGAAGUGGUUCUUAAAAAUGAAUUUAAUCAAAUUAUAGAUUAUAUGAAAACUACUCCUAUAGAAGAAACAAUCCAAGAUUUUAUCGUGAGUAAAAUUGAGAAACGACUAAGGGAUGAAGUGGUGCCAGAGUUUUGGUCAUACUUCAAAAAAUCAGAGAAUGACAAUAGGGGAUUCAAGCAGUUUUAUAAUGCCGUAAAAUCUCUUUAUGAUAACUACAGAUACCUGGACAAUGUAAUGAGCAAACUAGAAAUGUUAAGGCAAGCAACUCAUUUGGAUAAAUCCAUCUAUAAUGAAAAAUCUGUUGAGGAUUCUUUAAAGCUUAUUUUAAAGUCCACUUUGCUGUCUCAGUUGCAUGUAAAUUACCAAUUGGUCACCAGCAAUUUUUACCUAACAGCCUUAAGAAUGGAAGAUGUUGAAGAAAACAAUCCAGGAGGUACAUGUAUUAUCUGUGUACAGGAUAGCUUUCAUUGCAAUUGUUUGCACUUGUUUCAAGAAACAAACAGGAAACUGGGAGAUAUGACUCUUCUGGAGCCUUUGGUUGGUCAAACUUUAACAAAUUUAAGUUACACAUACAUUUAUUCACAUAUUCAAAAAGUUUGUAAAGAUAACUUUGAUUUAUCAUUCAUUACUUCCUUAGAGAAGUGGCUUCAGUCAGUAGUAAUCCUAUGGUUGAAAAAAAUUUACUACUUAGAUAGAUCCAUCACCUUGAAUGAGUCAAUAGAAACAUUAGAAAAGAAAUUAAUAAAUUAUUUAUACAACAGCUACAUCAGAGUCAGGAUAGACCAGUUAUUUAACAUUAUAAUAGAAUUUCCAGAAUCUUUACCUGCUUUGCAAGAUAUUCGCUUUUGCCUGCCUCGAACAGAUCUAAAAUCUCUUUUAAUAAAAAAGUUACAAAAAGCUAUGGAAACAAGACUGCUACACCCAGGUGUGAGUACGGCAGAUGUGCUUACAGCGUAUGUCGCUACUAUUCGAUCACUAAGAGUAUUGGAUCCUUCGGGAUUGUUGUUGGAAAUGGUAACUCAACCAAUUCAUCAAUAUCUAAGAAGCCGCGAAGAUACAGUCAGGUGUGUUGUAAGCAGUUUAACUGAAGAGGGACCUAACGAUUUAGCAGAAGAACUCAAUCGAGAGGAGGCAGUUUUGAUCAAUGAAAAUGUACUAUUAGAUGAAGACUCUGACAACUGGGAAAUGUGGAUGCCUGAUCCAAUCGAUGCAGUAGCAAACAAAAAAACUAAAGAUACUCAAAUAAAUCCCCGCACAGCUGAUAUAAUAUCAAUGUUGGUAAGCAUUUAUGGCAGCAAAGAACUUUUCGUUAACGAGUAUAGAACUUUGUUGGCCGAUCGGCUUUUAUCUCAGUAUUCAUGUGAUACUGAAAAGGAGAUACGAUAUCUAGAACUUCUAAAAUUGCGUUUCGGUGAUAUGCAUUUGCAUUUCUGCGAGGUUAUGUUAAAAGAUGUUGGUGACUCAAAGCGAAUCAACCAAAGAAUAAAGCAAGACGCUGAAUAUAAAGAAGAAAAUAUACCCUUGUGCGCAAUGAUAGUGUCGCAACAAUUCUGGCCCCCAUUCAAAGAUGAAAAGCUGGAGCUGCACGAGAAAGUGAUACAUCAAAUGAAUACAUUUACAAAUGCCUUUGAAGCGUUAAAGGGAAGCAGAACUUUGCACUGGAAGAAUAAUUUAGGCAUAGUCAACUUAGAGAUCGAGUUAAACAACAGGACAUUAAAUUUGUCAGUAUCCCCGGUUCAUGCAACAAUUAUAAUGCAUUUCCAAGAUAAAAAUACCUGGGAUGUUGAAGAGCUCAGUAAAGAGAUGCGGUGCCCUCCUACGAUAUUGCGGCGCAAAAUAGGUCUCUGGUUGUCGCACGGGGUCUUAAUAGAGACAGAGCCCGGCGUUUUUUGCGUUCAAGAGGAGGUUGAGGAGAGACACCACACCCAAGACGAUUUUUACGUGGAGGAGUAUGAAUCUGAAUCGGCCAUGGCGAGUGCGCAAGACCAAAAAGAAGAAGAAUUGCAGAAUAUAUGGUCGUAUAUAAUGGGAAUGCUGAUGAAUUUGGAUAGCUUGCCCCUGGAAAGGAUUCACCACAUGUUGAAAAUGUUUGCUUUUCAAGGACCCACCACAGAGUGUAGUCAGUCUGAAUUGAAAGUAUUCUUAGAUAGGAAGGUUCGAGAGAGACAGCUAAUUUAUUCAAACGGAUUAUACAAACUUCCAAAAUGAAUUACUGUAGUUGAGUUUUCAAAAAAUUGUUUAUGUGGUGCCAUGUAUAUUAUUUUUUGAGGGUGUGACACCCCUGUGCUUGCGACGGGUACACGCCAACCUACACCUAAUAAAAGAACUAAAGUA
Molecule: messenger RNA, 2430 nt
Organism: Cylas formicarius (sweet potato weevil)
Lineage: Eukaryota; Metazoa; Arthropoda; Insecta; Coleoptera; Brentidae
Gene: morula
Product: anaphase-promoting complex subunit 2
Exons: 8
Coding region: 1-2304 (767 amino acids)
Biological process (GO): ubiquitin-dependent protein catabolic process
Cellular component (GO): anaphase-promoting complex
Molecular function (GO): ubiquitin protein ligase binding
Source: RefSeq, a predicted model, not a curated record